AUGCCUUCCACACACAAAAAAGAGAAACCGUGGGAUACGGACGACAUCGACAAAUGGAAGAUCGAGCCGAUGGCCAAGGAGGAAUCGUCGGGGCCGUUUCUGGAGGAGUCGUCGUUCAUGACCCUGUUUCCGAAAUACCGCGAGCGCUACCUCCGAGACUCGUGGCCCCUGGUUACCAAAUCUCUUGACAAACACGGCAUCACUGCGGUGCUGGAUCUUGUGGAGGGUUCCAUGACGGUAAAGACGACAAGAAAGACGUACGACCCUGCAGCCAUUCUGAAUGCACGAGACUUGAUUAAGCUCCUGGCGCGAUCAGUUCCCGCGCCGCAAGCCAUAAAGAUUCUCGAGGACGGAAUGGCGUGUGACAUCAUCAAGAUUCGGAGCAUGGUCCGGAAUAAGGAGCGCUUCGUCAAGCGCCGACAACGGAUAUUGGGACAGGACGGCACAACUCUGAAAGCGCUUGAACUCCUCACCCAGACGUACAUCCUAGUACACGGAAACACUGUCUCGGUUAUGGGACCGUGGAAGGGGCUGAAGGAGGUCAGACGAGUGGUUGAAGAUACGAUGCAGAACACACAUCCAAUCUACCUGAUCAAGGAAUUGAUGAUUAAACGAGAGUUGGCGAAAGACCCAGCACUCGCCAACGAAGACUGGAGCCGGUACCUACCAAAUUUCAAGAAGAGGACGCUCUCCAAGCGGCGGCAGCCUUUCAAGGUGGCGGACAAGAGCAAGAAGACAUACACGCCAUUCCCGCCAGCGCCCGAGAAGAGCAAGGUCGACAUGCAGAUCGAGAGCGGAGAGUACUUCCUCGGGAGGCAAGCCAAGCAACGCGCGGCCGAGAGAGAUCGGGCCGAGAAGGCGAAAGAGAAGAAGGAUGAAAAGAAGCGGGAGCGAGAGAGCGAGUUUGUGCCGCCCGAAGAGGGGGCGGUGAAGGCUAAGAAGAGAAAGGCGGCGCACGAGUGA
Molecule: messenger RNA, 963 nt
Organism: Lasiosphaeria miniovina
Lineage: Eukaryota; Fungi; Ascomycota; Sordariomycetes; Sordariales; Lasiosphaeriaceae
Exons: 5
Coding region: 1-963 (320 amino acids)
Cellular component (GO): small-subunit processome; nucleolus
Molecular function (GO): RNA binding
Source: RefSeq, a predicted model, not a curated record